GGGACUCUGGCCGCGGGUCGCAGUCCCAAAGCCCGAGGGGCUGGCGUCGGAACGGAUUCAGAAGCCGCUGGGUGGGACCUGGCUGUGACGCACGCACCAUGCCCUACCUGCUCAUCAGCACCCAGAUUCGCAUGGAGGUGGGCCCCACCAUGGUGGGCGAUGAGCACUCGGACCCGGAGCUGAUGCGGCACCUGGGGGCCUCAAAGAGAAGCGUCCUGGGAAACAACUUUUAUGAGUACUACGUCGACGACCCUCCUCGCAUAGUCCUGGACAAGCUGGAACGGCAGGGCUUCCGCGUGUUGAGCAUGACAGGGGUGGGUCAGACACUGGUGUGGUGCCUGCACAAGGAGUGA
This is a messenger RNA of Orycteropus afer afer, 353 nucleotides long. It is a transcript of the gene GCHFR, whose product is annotated as GTP cyclohydrolase I feedback regulator. Gene Ontology annotation, cellular component: nucleus; cytoplasm. The record is from RefSeq and is a predicted model, not a curated record. Gene Ontology annotation, biological process: negative regulation of biosynthetic process. Lineage: Eukaryota; Metazoa; Chordata; Mammalia; Tubulidentata; Orycteropodidae. Gene Ontology annotation, molecular function: GTP cyclohydrolase binding.